Patiria miniata (bat star) is the source of this 1469-nucleotide messenger RNA. Its product is annotated as G-protein coupled receptor GRL101-like. The coding region runs from base 1 to 1323 and encodes 440 amino acids. The transcript has 4 exons. NCBI's taxonomy places the organism in Eukaryota, Metazoa, Echinodermata, Asteroidea, Valvatida, Asterinidae. Gene Ontology annotation, cellular component: membrane. Gene Ontology annotation, biological process: G protein-coupled receptor signaling pathway. Gene Ontology annotation, molecular function: G protein-coupled receptor activity. The record is from RefSeq and is a predicted model, not a curated record.
AUGGUCAACGUCAUCACGCGAGGAGCUAGGUGCGAUUGGCUGCAAAGUGUUCCUGUAGAGUCGAUUCCUGCAGACACGUUUAGCGGGCUGUUAAGUCUUCAAACUCUUUUCCUGCGUAACAUAUCAGACACGUUGACUAAGCUUGAUAAGGUCGCCCCUGAUGGGUUACCAGCCUUGCAAGAAGCACACGUUGAUGACUACCGUCUUUGCUGUGCCUUAUCCAAGUUGCAUCACUUUUCGAUCGAGCAAAACUGUUCAACUACAAAGCCUCAACCAGAUUUGAAGCUGUGCGACAGCCUUAUGCCAAAUGACAUACUACGAGUGGUGUUGUGGGUAUUGGGAAUAAGCGCCCUUAUUGGUAAUCUGACUGUCCUGAUUUGGAGACUUAAACAGAAAGGGGACGGAGGGGGUAAAAAGACGCUCUCACGUAUGGUUGGACAUCUGGCAAUCGCAGACUUCAUGAUGGGUGUGUACAUGAUAAUCAUAGCUGGGGCAGAUCUUGCGUUUGGCGAGGACUACUUUCUUGUGGCCCCUGAGUGGCGCUCCAGCAUGUUGUGUAAAGUUGCUGGAGUUCUGUCAGUUCUGUCCAGUGAGGCAUCCGUGUUUUUUGUGACACUCAUCAGCUUUGACUGCUUCCUAGGCAUUGUGUUUCCGUUGAGAAACUUCUCUCUUGGGGGAAAAUCAACAACAACUAUCAUUGCUGUCUUGUGGUUUCUGGCACUUUGUCUGAGCAUCGUGCCAACACUUUCAGUUGGGUCUGAUUCUGAUAUAUAUGGACUUUCGGAUGUUUGUAUCGGCCUUCCUCUUACCACUAAGGCAUCUGAUGUGAGAAACGAGACUCUUUCUAGGUUUAAAUAUUCCUUCAGAUUACCUGUACUCGACAUUAAGACUUCUGUAUCCACAGGUGAGAAGCCAUCUUGGAUCCUGUCAAUCGUUCUCUUUCUUGGUGUCAAUCUGGUUUCAUUUCUUAUUGUCCUGAGUUGCAACGUCGCCAUCUUCAUCAGUGUCAAGCGGACGACCAGGGCUGUCCGAGCGAAUGCCCACAGGGAGCGUGAAAUCAAAAUGGCGGCCAAGAUGGCGUUGAUCGUGAUGACGGAUUUCUGCUGUUGGAUGCCAAUAAUCAUCCUGGGGAUUCUGUCUCAGACAGGAACAGUCGCUCUAUCCACCGAGGUGUAUGCAUGGGUUGCGGUUCUGGUUCUGCCAAUCAACUCGUCUCUCAAUCCUUUGCUUUACACUUUCUUCACAGUUUGUUUCGCGGCUAAACCAAAGGCAAAAACCCCGAAAGUGAAUCAGCGCAUACAGUUGUCUGUUAUUGCAAAGUAAUUCAUACCUAAAAGGAUAUGGAUAUAGCCGUGGCUUUGAGCUGCGCAAAAGACAUGGCGAAAUCGAACCCUGGUAUCAAGGCCAAGCAUAUUUUAGUUUUUAAUCAACUGCUCAUUUACAUACUGUGGAACACUCUCAAAACGCUG